This is a messenger RNA of Hyaloscypha bicolor E, 768 nucleotides long. Its product is annotated as short chain type dehydrogenase. NCBI's taxonomy places the organism in Eukaryota, Fungi, Ascomycota, Leotiomycetes, Helotiales, Hyaloscyphaceae. Bases 1 to 768 code for a protein of 255 amino acids. The record is from RefSeq and is a predicted model, not a curated record. The transcript has a single exon.
AUGUCCCUCGACUCCUCGCUCCGCGGCAAAGUGGCCAUCAUCAGCGCCUCGGACUCAGGAAUCGGCGCCCAAAUAGCGCGCGAGCUCUCCACCCUCGGCGCCUCCAUCGUAAUCAACUACCCCUUCCCCUCGACCGCCUCACGGGCCCAAGCCGUGGUCUCCUCCCUCUCAACCCCCUCCAUCGCCGUCGAAGCCGACCUGUCCACGACCACGGGCCCGCAGGCACUGAUCGCCGCCGCCGUCGCCCGGUUCGGGACGAUCGACAUCCUGGUGAACAACGCGGGGAUCGCGGUCAACCUGCCCUUCGAGGAGCAGACGCUGGAGCACUGGGACGCGCUGCUGAACCUGAACUGCAGGGCCACUUUCCUGCUGACACAGGGUGUGCUCCCGCACUUGGCGGCGAGCGAGAGCAGGAUCAUCAAUAUCUGCUCCAUCAGUGCCCGGGCGGCGCCGCCGAUGCAGACGAUCUAUGCCGGCACGAAGGGGAUGGUGGAUUCGAUGACGCGGGUCUGGGCCAAGGAGCUGCCGCCGAAGUAUGGGUGUACGGUGAACAGCGUGUCUCCUGGCCCGACGAACACGGAGGGCUUCAAGGCCGCCGGGGACGAGAUGAUGAAGUUGUUGCAGCCUGUUAUUGACACGACGCCGUGCGGAGCGAGGUUUGGCGAGACUGAGGAGGUGGCCUAUGCGGUUGUUAUGUUGGCCUUGCCGAGGGCGAGCUGGAUUAAUGGGGUGAAUGUUGUGGCUAGUGGGGGGCAUUUCAUAAUGUGA